AUGACUGACAAGCUCAAAAUUGCCUCUUUCUCCAUUGUUGCUGGAGCAGAAAUGCAGCCCUUGAGUGAUGAAGAUCUUCGUGUUCUCGCUGUGAAAAUCAAGGGAAAAGUGGCAGAAGCUGUCAAUGUUGGCAAGGACGUGUCGAUGGCUGUGUUUAUCCAUCCUCAGAUGUACAUCCCAACUAGCAAUCUGCUUCUCUUGGAGAGUAUGGAGGGUUCUAUUAUCCGCUCUGACUCGAAUCAUCUUAUUCUUCGCACGGAUCAAGGAGGGCGCAUUGUUAUGGUGCAGUUCGUUGGUGGAUCCAGCCCUUUUCGCAUCACCCAUGCUGUCGAGGAGGAAUCGACGGGAGAAGAGGAUGAUUCGGUUGCAUCCAUUCCUCGCAACAGCAACAACAACAACAACAACAACCGCCACAACCGCUACAACCGCCACAACCGCCAUGGCAUCAACCACCGUGAUGCGGACUCUGAUUCAUCUUCCUCUGCUGGAGAAGAAUUCCCUGGCCUCAGCCAGCUGCACAUUUCUUAA
Molecule: messenger RNA, 528 nt
Organism: Seminavis robusta
Lineage: Eukaryota; Bacillariophyta; Bacillariophyceae; Naviculales; Naviculaceae
Source: the annotation of a GenBank genome assembly